AUCGAAACGCAGCGCAGUUCCGCGAAACAGGGUGCGCACUGGGCAGACGCGGUCUCUGCCGCUGCGGCGCUGAAAUACAAAGCCAUUCUUGGAAUUAGAUUCCUAGAACUUCCGUCAAUCCGCAACACUGAAUUUACAAGAGAGUGGUUUUCUCACCGUCUUUCCUUAGAAUCGAAUAAGAACAGUGUCUGGUGAGCGGAUUACUCCGCUGGACUUCACCCUAUAUUUUUUCGGAGGUUGAAACUGACACGUUGGAGAUUUUAUAGUUAUGACCAAAAUAAAUUUGGAUUAUUUUAAAUUUGGAAAAAAAUCUGAAAAGUCUAUUUAGUUAUUGAGAUUACUUUUGUUUUUCGGGUUAUUGGCGCCAUGACAACGUCAACUCAGUGACUGUUCCUACAAUAUAUAAUAAUCACUGGUUUUAUUUGAUAAUUGUAUAAGCAUACAUGCCAAAAUGUUUAAACUGGAUUCAUAUUCAUUAUGAUUUAUUGUGUUCAAAGGGCUCUGUUGCGAGGGCCACCUUCAGAUAUGAUUGCCAGGAUGAUGAGCAGCAUGCAGCAGAAUGAUGGUGAGAGAGGAGAUUUGUGUUGUCAGAACCCGACUGCCCCUCCCUGUGACCCUACAGAGGACCUCUGCUGCAUCACCACCACCUUCCAGAACCUACAGAACUCAGGUUGGUACUGGGGGUCCAUUUCAGCCAGAGAGGCUCGAGACGCUCUCCUGAAGGUGUCAGUGGGAACCUUCCUGGUACGCGACAGCAGCCACCCUCUCUACAUGCUGACCCUGUCAGUGAAGACGGCCUGUGGCCCCACCAAUGUACGCAUAGAGUACAGUGGGGGUCGCUUCCGGCUGGAUUCCAGCUCCCCAGGCCCCCCUCACUUGCUGUCCUUCCCUGAUGUCUGCAGCCUGGUGCAACACUAUGUUGGCUCAGGCCAGACACAACAGGGCAAGAGAGUGGAGUCAGAGGGCCCUUCAAAACCUAAUGCCAAACCCAGCCCUUCCCAGCCCUCAGCGAAGGACAAUGCAGUACUGCUCAAGCUGAUGCGUCCCCUGCCACAGGCCUUCCCCUCUCUCCAGCACCUCACACGCCUCACCAUCAACUGCCAAAUCGACUGCAUUGACCAGCUGCCCCUGCCACGCCCACUGGUGCACUACCUGCAGGACUACCCUUUCCAGGUAUGAGGGUCCUCUGGCAGCCAUCCCUGCCCAAGGAAGGGCACACAGCCGGCCCAGGGACCUCCCAAUGAGGGUUAAAGGUUAGGACCUUAUGCUUAUAGGGUCAGAGAUAGCCUCUGACUCAGCUCAGCUGGACAGUGGAGCGUGGAAACAAAGUGCAGUGUUGCCUUUGGAAGAAUAGGACUUUAAAGUCUCACUGGGACUUGGGCUGCUCGUACUGACAUCCAUGAACCGGACACCUGAACCGGACACCAUUUAUACUGUUUACUUUAAUAUUAAUAUAAUUACAUUAUAUGGAUUUUGUGUCUAUUGUUUCAAAUAAAUCUCUUUUAUAGUAAAAAAAA
Oncorhynchus mykiss (rainbow trout) is the source of this 1517-nucleotide messenger RNA. Its product is annotated as cytokine-inducible SH2-containing protein. The record is from RefSeq and is a predicted model, not a curated record. Gene Ontology annotation, cellular component: phosphatidylinositol 3-kinase complex. NCBI's taxonomy places the organism in Eukaryota, Metazoa, Chordata, Actinopteri, Salmoniformes, Salmonidae. Gene Ontology annotation, biological process: intracellular signal transduction; phosphatidylinositol phosphate biosynthetic process. Gene Ontology annotation, molecular function: 1-phosphatidylinositol-3-kinase regulator activity.